Ceutorhynchus assimilis (cabbage seed weevil) is the source of this 1376-nucleotide messenger RNA. NCBI's taxonomy places the organism in Eukaryota, Metazoa, Arthropoda, Insecta, Coleoptera, Curculionidae. The record is from the annotation of a GenBank genome assembly.
UUUAUGAAAAUUAUUUAAACAAAUAAAAUAAUCUCUAGGGCCGCAGUUCUUUGUAAAUUUGCUUCUGCACACGAUCAAAUGAUUUUUUUGUCAUGAAAAAAACCCGGGAAAAUUCAAAAAAUGCUCGUGAUGAAGGAAAAAAGUUUUUUGAUCCAAUGGCGGUGACAUGGGCGGAAAAGUACGACGUGCAGCUGACCAAAAUUUGGAAUUUUAUACCUGAGAAUAUUGCCAAAGUUAUCGCAUCAUUAGCUGUGUUUGUGUUAGGAGUUUCAAUAAAUGGAGACUGGAUUAUCGUAUGGCUCCAUUUCUCAAGACAACUCGGAUAUCACCAGAAUUUAAAUGGUACAUCCCGAUGGAGAGACUUAUCACUGGCGCAUUUUAAGCUGAACAAUUUGUGGAACUUCAUUUGGCCAUCCAUUAUUAUAUCCUAUGGAAUGUAUAUUUUAGUCGGAGGAUUUUUACAUUGGUAUUACUAUGUUCGCCAAAGAGAUAAGCCAGAAGAAUGGAAAUGUCAACCUCAAAAAUGGCUAUCACCCGAAUUGGAAAAAAACGAAAUUUUAUGGGGCUCCUUUACAUUGUUUCUGAAUGCAACAGUUAGCUCUCUUCUAGCAUGUUACAUAAGUAACGGCGGGUAUAGUACAGUUUAUUAUGAUUUUGGUGAGAAAGGCUGGUUGUGGUUAAUUUUAUCGUUUCCACUUAUUUUUAUUUAUCAGGAUUAUAUGACUUAUUGGCUGCAUCGAGUGUACCACAUGCCCUUCUUAUACAAACGAUUCCAUAAACUACAUCAUCAAUACAAACAACCUACAGCCUUUUCUGUAACUGCAAUACACCCUGUAGAAUCUAUACACAUUCAGCUUGUUUUGUCAGCUCCAUUAUUUUUAGUUCCAAUUCAUUGGCUUCCAUUUUAUGUAGCAACAUUUUACGCUUACUACCACGGAAUAAUCGAUCACUCAGGAAUCAAUUUCAAAUCUUUUUGGUGGCAACCCUGGCAACCUGAUGCCAUUUUUCAUGACAAUCAUCAUCAGUAUUUCCAUGUUAAUUUUGCUUUUAAUAUUUAUUACUGGGAUAAACUACACGGUACCUAUAGAAGAAAAGAUAGAGUAUAUCAUGAAGGUAUUUUUUACGGAACUGGAAAGUCAAUAGAGGCAGCUACUACUGAGGAGUUGAAGACAGAUGUAGAAGAAAGAACUUUGGAAAAUCCGUUGGCUUAUAGAGAAGAAAUGAUGCCGUUCAAGUUCUCUGAAAAAGAGGUUGAAAGCCUGAAAAAGGCGACUUAAUAUUUUAAAUUAUUGUAUUAUAAAACCUAAUAUACUUAGCCCUUGUCCAUUUCGCUUUUAUUUAUUAUAAUAUUUAUAAACCCAAUUAACAUAAAUGCC